Molecule: messenger RNA, 2291 nt
Organism: Vitis riparia (riverbank grape)
Lineage: Eukaryota; Viridiplantae; Streptophyta; Magnoliopsida; Vitales; Vitaceae
Product: probable serine/threonine-protein kinase PBL19
Exons: 6
Coding region: 740-2023 (427 amino acids)
Biological process (GO): protein phosphorylation
Molecular function (GO): protein kinase activity; ATP binding
Source: RefSeq, a predicted model, not a curated record
AUUCAAUGAAGCUGUAAGCCCCAAAACGAGUGGGAAUACGUAGAAACGUACCCAUUCUUCUCUUCUCCGUUCUUUUGUUUUUUCUCGUCUGAUCUCAUCUGUCCUUGUGCUCCUCUGUUUUUUUCGUUUUAGACACGACACCCCCUCUCCCUUUACCGCGUUUUUGUUGAUAUUUUCUACGUUUUAUCUUCUCUGCCUCUCUUUCACACCUGGGUUUUUCCUCUUCUUAUUUGAUUUCUGAGUCAUCUCUUGUUUUUGUUGCAGUUCCAUCUCUUUCAUUGUCUGGGUCUGUUGUCAACUUCAUCUGGGUUUGGUCUUGGUUUCUCUUGUUUUUGUUCCCUUUGCUCUGAGUUGUAAUCUGGGUGUCUCUUGUUUGCUUCAUUUUCUAUAUAGUCACCCUGUCUUCCUUCAUUUUCUUCCUGGGUUUUCAUUUCAGCUCGGACUUCCCCUUCAUUUUCCAUCUGGGUUUUCAUAUAAUCUCUAGCUUUUCUGGUAUCUAGUCUGCUGGGGUUGGGUCAUUAUUUUUAACAUAUUUGUUUUCCUCGAUCCCCUCCUUUUCCAUCUGGGUUUUCACUUCCCUUCUAUUUCCUCUCUUCUUGGUCUCUCUCUCUCUCUGAAAUUCAGAUGCGGACACAGUUAGUUGGUUGAAUUUUUUGAAGAUGAGUUGAGAGAGAAGCGACACCAUUUCUGCAGCAGCUUCAAACUUGGAGAAUUGUAUUGAAAUCUGAAAAAAAAAAAAAUGAAGUGUUUUUUGUACUUUAGGGACAAAUCCAAGUCCAAGCAAUCAAAAUCAGCACCAGAAUUGAAAAACCAAAAUAAAUCGGAUACUUCAUCGGCAUCGAGGACGACAAAAUCAGCAGGUUCUACGGCAUCGCCAAGGAGCUUACCUGAAUUGUACAGAGAGAAGGGUCAGGAUUUGAGAGUUUUUUCUUUACCAGAGCUUAGAGAUGCAACAAAUGGUUUCAACAGGUUGUUAAAGAUUGGAGAAGGUGGGUUUGGGAAUGUAUAUAAAGGUACAAUCAGCCCAGCCGAUGGUCAGGGUAAUCCCACUGUGGUUGCUAUUAAGAAGCUUAAUCAGCAAGGUUUUCAGGGUCAUAAGGAAUGGCUUGCAGAAGUUCGAUUUCUCGCAGUUGUCAGUCACCCGAACCUUGUAAAACUUUUAGGGUACUGUUCUGUAGAUGGAGAAAGAGGGAUUCAACGGUUAUUGGUAUACGAGUACAUGCCUAAUAAAAGCUUAGAGAAUCAUCUUUUCAACAGGACAAUGUCCACUCUUCCUUGGAAAAUGAGACUACAAAUUAUUCUCGGUGCAGCUGAAGGAUUGGCUUAUCUGCAUGAGGGACUAGAAAUCCAGGGCAAAGACAACGGGCGCAGGAAGCAUAUCCCAGUUAUAUAUCGAGAUUUUAAAUCCUCAAAUGUGCUCUUGGAUGAGAACUUCAACCCAAAGCUUUCAGACUUUGGGCUUGCUAGGGAGGGGCCAACGGGUGACCAUACUCAUGUAUCCACAGCAGUUGUUGGGACACAAGGAUAUGCAGCCCCAGAAUAUAUUGAAACUGGUCAUCUCACUGUCAAGAGUGAUAUAUGGAGUUUCGGUGUGGUGCUUUAUGAGAUCCUGACAGGCAGGAGAACAGUGGAAAGAAACCGCCCACAGUCAGAACAGAAGCUCCUAGAUUGGGUAAAACAGUUCCCAGCUGACGGCAAAAGAUUCAGCAUGAUAAUUGACCCACGGCUCAGAGACCAGUAUUCUCUCAUUGCAGCGCGGAGAGUUGCUAUGUUGGCUAACAGUUGCCUUCACAAGAAUCCAAAAGAUCGACCAACAAUGAGGGAGGUGGUAGAAAGCUUGAAGCAAGCAAUACAAGAAUCAGAAGAUGGAAACCCCUCUGAUAGGAAUCGGCCUGAGUCAUCCCAUAGUAACAUGGCUAACUCCGAUAGACGGAAAGAUAAAAUGGGAGCCACUGGUACCAGUACAUCAAAAAAGAAGAUACCCCCCAUGCUUCAGCCAACCAAAAAAUCCAUUGUGGUCUAAAUGCUUGGAUUUCAAAGAGCAAUGGCACCCCAUCCAGAGUACAAACAUCCCAGUAAAUGUAGCUUUCUUCAGGUCUGAAUUGCCCAGAUGAUUAUGCUGGAGUGAUCGAAUUACGAAUUAGCUGAGCUUUGUCAAAAAAUGAACCCGAUAUAGAGAAUGGUUUGGAAUGGUCUAUAUAGCCAAUGUAUGAGCUUUGUUUUGACAAAAUGUAUCAUUGUUUUGAACUGCAAUUUAGUGGAAAUUUUCUUAAUUCUUUUCAACUGCAAAA